Messenger RNA from Cotesia glomerata, 1904 nucleotides. RefSeq lists its product as uncharacterized. Bases 737 to 1828 code for a protein of 363 amino acids. Lineage: Eukaryota; Metazoa; Arthropoda; Insecta; Hymenoptera; Braconidae. The transcript has 2 exons. The record is from RefSeq and is a predicted model, not a curated record.
CCAACAACGACAACAGGUACAUCGAGCAUUUAUAUCUGAUUCAUUCCUGCGUCUAGCAUUCCAGUAUGAGCCCGAUAUUGAAUAUUAUGCUCAUUCAAAAGUGGUAAUUGGUGCUAUGGACAAGGAAUGUCCGCAUUGUCAUGCUCUGAAAUUCAAAAAUGAGCCAGCUGAGAUGUGUUGCGCGUCAGGAAAAGUGCAACUACCUGAAAUUGAAACACCACCUGAACCAUUGAACGGCUUACUCAUCGGCACGGAUCCAGAUUCUAACGUGUUCCUGAAGUCAAUUCGAAGAUUCAAUUCAUGCUUUCAAAUGACAUCGUUCGGAGCAACAGAAAUAGUUCGAAAUACUAAUGCAAAUGGUCAACAAUUCAAUUCUACAUUCAAAAUCAGAGGCCAAGUUUAUCAUAAAAUGGGCUCACUGCUGCCAAUGCCAAACGAACCACAUAAAUUCUUACAAAUCUACUUAAUGGGCGGCGAGGAUUCCGGAAGCGCACUUGCCAAUCGCGUGAAUGCACGUUGUGAUUAUAAUAACCUUGAUUCACUUUAUGCCAGGCGCAUCGUCAGCGAGCUAGAUGCUCUUUUGAACGAGCACAACGAGUUGUUGAAAAUAUUCAAAUCACAUAUGCACCAAUUAUAAAGCGAUAAUCACGCUAUCGUCAUUAAUCCUGAUAAAACACCAGCUGGAGAGCAUAUUCGUAGAUUCAAUGCACCCGUUGUUGAUGAUGUUGCUGGAAUCAUGGUUGGCGAUUGUACAGCUGCACGAGAAAUUGUGAUUCGUAGAAGAAAUAAUAAUCGUCAGUUCAUUGCUGACACACAUCGUUCAUAUGACGCUCUCCAAUAUCCGCUAAUAUUCUGGAAGGGACAAGACGGAUAUUGCAUAAACAUAAAACAACGAGAUCCCGUAUCAGGAGCUGAAACAAACAAGAACGUUAGCUCAAAGGAUUAUUAUGCGUACCGAUUAAUGAUUAGACGUGGCCUGGACAACGUCAUUUUACGAUGUCGUGAGCUUUGUCAACAAUUCAUGGUCGACAUGUACGCGAAGAUUGAGAGCGAACGACUACGAUACUUACGAUAUAAUCAACAAAAGCUGCACGCGGAAGAGUACAUUCAUUUGCGAGACGCUAUCAACAACAACGCCGACGUCGCCGAAAUUGGUAACCAUGUCAUUUUACCAUCAUCGUACGUAGGCAGUCCACGUCAUAUGCAAGAAUAUAUACAGGAUGCUCUGACUUUCAUGCGCGAAUAUGGACGACCAUGUUUAUUUAUCACGUUCACAUGUAAUCCAAAAUGGCCAGAGAUUACAUCUUUGCCACUGCCUGGCCAAAAUGCAAUACAUCGCCAUGACAUUACAGCACGUGUGUUCAGACAAAAGUUGAAGUCUUUAAUAAGUUUCAUUACUAAAUCACAUGUAUUUGGUCCCACACGUUGCUGGAUGUAUUCGGUUGAGUGGCAAAAGAGAGGAUUACCUCAUGCACACAUUUUUGUUUGGUUCAUCGACAAAAUCCGUCCUGAAGAAAUCGAUAGUAUCAUUUCUGCGGAAAUUCCAGAUCCAUCCACUGACCAACUGCUGUUUGAUAUUGUUACAACAAACAUGAUUCAUGGUCCAUGUGGUACUCUUAAUAGUUCAUCACCUUGCAUGGCUGAUGGAAAAUGUACUAAAAAUUUCCCUAAAGAUUUUACCAAUGAUACGGUCACAAAUGUCGACGGAUACCCAAUAUAUCGUCGAAGAAAUCCUGAAAAUGGCGGACAAUCAUUUAUUAAAAAUAUCAUCAACACAGACAUUGAUAUUGACAAUCGUUGGGUGGUGCCAUAUAUUCGCCUCUGCUGAGCAAGACAUAUAAUGCUCAUAUUAAUGUUGAGUUCUGCAGUUCUGUGAAGAGCAUCAAAUACAUUUGCAAGUAUGU